This is a messenger RNA of Archocentrus centrarchus (flier cichlid), 2429 nucleotides long. It is a transcript of the gene ttc12, whose product is annotated as tetratricopeptide repeat domain 12. The transcript is spliced from 21 exons. Gene Ontology annotation, biological process: axonemal dynein complex assembly; sperm axoneme assembly. NCBI's taxonomy places the organism in Eukaryota, Metazoa, Chordata, Actinopteri, Cichliformes, Cichlidae. Gene Ontology annotation, cellular component: cytoplasm; centrosome. Gene Ontology annotation, molecular function: protein binding. The record is from RefSeq and is a predicted model, not a curated record. Bases 101 to 2224 code for a protein of 707 amino acids.
GCUAAACCUGAGGGAGAAGUACAUUCAGCGCUCAGCGUAGAUAAAGCGGAGCCAGCAGUUUAGAGAACAGUAAAAACAGGGUAAAACGGACAAACACGCAAUGGAGAAACUCGAAGACUUCGAAAGUUUUCUGAAGAAUGUUGAUAAAAUAAGUCAGCUGGUGGGGGACCUGAGGUCUUCUGAUGCUGAAGUCCAGCAAAAUGCAAUGGAAAAAGCUGAUCGCUACAUUGCUUCAUUGGCAGAACCCUGCAGAACCAAAAUCGACAAGACUACAAUUAACACAAACCCACCGCCACUCCAGCCUUCCACAGUAAAGACAUGCACACAGUCAACAACUCCACAGAGUGAAACUCCAGAGAAUUUCAUGAAGAUAAUGGAGGUGGAUGCAGAAGAAAGGAGAGUUCGGAAAGCUGCAAAAGUCAAAAAGGCUACUGCAUUCAAGGACAAGGGGAAUGAAGCUUAUGCUCAAGAAGACUAUGAAACUGCGGUGAAGUAUUACAGUGACGGCUUGGCUGAAAUCAGGGACAUGCAACCACUGUAUACAAACCGAGCUCAAGCCUAUAUUAAACUGAGAAAGUACAAAGAGGCCAUCAGUGACUGUGAAUGGGCCCUGAAGUGUAAUGAGAGGUGCAUAAAGGCUUAUCUACACAUGGGCAAAGCAUAUCUGGGAUUGAAGAAAUAUAAGGAGGCAAGAAACUGCUUUGAAAAGGUGCAGGAAAUUCAACCUGGGACAGAAAAGAUGGUGAAAGAAUACCUGACCCAAGUUGAUUUGGAAAAGGAGAAGGAGACUCAGGAGAUAAAGGCAAGCGGAGAGUUUGACAAGGGAGAGAGGAAGGCCACAAUAGUGGUGGAGCUGUUAGAGAAGCUGUCAAACCCCAGUCAGAUUGCUCUCUACUACUGCGGAGGAUUGGAAAUACUGUCACAAGCACUUACUGACUUUACAGGGCAGACCCUUUUCAGGCUGAACAAUGGCUUUAGUAUCAUCAGAAGCAAUGACACGGUGAGGAGUUGCCUGUUGGACCAAACAGAUGAUCCAGAGAGUCGUGAGCUGUGUGUGUCUGUUUUGAAAUUAUGGAGGAUUGUUUGCUGUGGAAAUGAUGAAAACCAGAAGCUGUUGAUGACAUGUCCAGUCGCCACACACUCCAUUGUUCAUUUGGCUUCAUCAGAGCAUGAUGAAGUGGAGAAAGAAUGUCUGGCAUUGCUAUCAGUGUUUUCAGAGAUGCCACGUGGCAGACAUUUGGCCAUUGAGAGCCUUGAUUUGCACAUGUUAGUGAGGAACCUCAUGGUGUGCAUCUCAAAGCCAAAGAAGCAGCAGGAGAACACAGCGGUCAACAUUCUGGAGUACUUUGCAACAGAAAGCAGAUUUUGCAUUCAGUUAAGAAAUGUGUGGACAGACUCCUUCACUCUGCCACUUACAACAAUACUGAGAACUGUCAACAAGUCCAAUCAGCAUGUCGUUCUGUCUCUGAUAUCAACUCUCGGCUAUCUGGCUAGAGAUGAUGUCAUCCGUCACAAGCUUGCUCAUGAACCAGAAUGUUUGAAGGCCUCCGUGGUUGCUAUUAGGAUGUGCAGUGCAUCUGAAUACAGAGAGAUCCUCUACCCUUUACUUGGCUUCAUCAUCAACCUUUCAACUGUCACCUCCCCUGUCACCCAGGAGCAUUCUGUUUCACUCUGUGACUGUUGUAUGGACCUCCUGAGGCAUAGCGAUGGAGGAAUCAUAACUAGAGCCACAGGUGUGCUGAGCACUGUCCUUCCUCAGUCCUCUCAAGCCAUUCAGCAUGUUACCCAAAGGAAAGUGGUCAAGACCAUGUGCAGGCUCCUGAAGGGAACCGGGCAGACUGCCACUAAAUAUGCCAUUAAGACUUUGACAGUGUGCACUGCUGCCAGUCACUUGGCACGGGAGGAGCUGGUGAACUCUGAUAAAAAAUUGUCCAUUUUACGUCAUUUGCUGAGCUCCAGCAGUGAUGAGAUGGUCUCAGGAAAUGCAGCCCUGUGCUUGGCCCACUGUCUUGAGUUGGAGGGAGUUGCCAGCAACCUGCUGGGCACUGAUAUUGUGCUGUUGCUGCUGCGGCACGCUGCAGGUGACGCUAAGAGGACAGCUGUGCAGCAAAAUGCAGCCAUUGCUCUUGGGAAGCUGUGUCGAGCUGAGCCCAGACACACGAGCAAACUUCGAGAACUACACGGCCUUGAGAUUCUGCACUCCUGUGUAAAGCUCAUCUCCUGAAACCCUGACCGCACAUUUUAUAGUAUCCUUACUUGACAUCAGUCUUGUUUUCUUCUCUCUUCUGUUUUAGGCUUUGAUGUUCACACACCUUUGGGUAAAAACAAAAUGUAAUAAAAAAAGAAAAAGUGCCAGUCCUUGACAUAUUCAUUUUCUUUUUUUCUUUUUACAUGUUAAUGUUUAAUGUUCCUGUUUAUUUCAUUUAAUA